CGGAGCCCUGUUGUGCUGUUGCCGGAACAGGCGGGACGGGACGGAUGGAUAGACGGGCGGGGAACGGGGCGGGGCCAAGAUGGCAGGGAAAUGUGCGUGCGCCUUCGCAGGUGCUGUAGGAGGAGGGGAGAGUCGAGGCAUUCAUUCGGUUCUGUUCUCUUCGGUUCGUCUGUCAUCGCAUUCCCCACUAAGGUGCCCCGGCGUCCGGGUGGUCUGGCUGUCUGUCUGUCUUCCUGUCGCUCACUCGCUCGGUCUCACGAGAACUGCAUUUUCGUCGGCGUUUAUACUCUUUCCUCUUCUUCGCACUCUUUUCUCCCUCUCUUCCCCCCUCCUCCCUGUCUUCCUCCUAGUUUUCCAUCGUACGGGCGAGAAGGCAUGGCGAGGAGGGAGAGGAAAGAGGGGGUGGCGUGGCCGAACACGGACCUGGGUGUUAUUAAAACCCCCAUCGUUUUCUUUUCCGUUCUUGCGUCCUAUUAUACCUCUGUCUAUUAUUGCCGCUGCCACGCCGCCACUGCUGUUGCUACUACUACUAGCACUACUACUACCUCCUCUCGCACGUCCGACUGAUUUGUCUAUAUCCUCACGACGUAGAUGACGCUUGGAGCAUUCGGAGGGGAGUUUCUUGUCUUGAGAUACAUAUAGUUCGUCCGCCCACGCGUACACACGGCGGGUUAAUGGGAGAGAUCACUACUACGUAGGUUAUACAUACAACUGCGUCAUAUACGUUUGCCCUGUUCAAAUUUCUA
Molecule: messenger RNA, 746 nt
Organism: Durotheca rogersii
Lineage: Eukaryota; Fungi; Ascomycota; Sordariomycetes; Xylariales; Xylariaceae
Exons: 1
Coding region: 80-595 (171 amino acids)
Source: RefSeq, a predicted model, not a curated record